AUGACUAAAGUGAAAAGUAACAUUCAAUCCAUCUCUGGCCUAAGCAAUGCCGUCGUCAAUAUAAAUGAACACUGCAAUAUUGUUGUUCAGUCUUCUAAUUCAUCUUUCAAGGCGCCUGUCAAAUGCUUCGUUCUUCCUAUUAUUACAGACAGGCUGCCUCAUGCGGAAAUUCAUGUUCACGACUUGAAUAUUCCGAGCGACAUUCAACUAGCUGACCCGAAGUUCUACCAGCCUUCUGACAUUGAUCUCCUCUUGGGAGCCGACAUCUUCUGGGACGUGCUUGGUUCAGCUAGAAUAAAAUUGGGAAAAGAUAAACCAAUUCUUCAGGAAACCUUAUUAGGGUGGAUAGUUGCUGGCUCUAUGGCGGGUAAACAUUGUGACACGCCACAGCCACAGCGUACAUUGUUUAGUAAAGAUAUUCAUCAGCAACUUAGUAAGUUCUGGGAACUCGAAGAAGUGCCCAAGGACAACAUUCCUUCAUUUAAUGAUCAUCCUUGUGAAAAGAUCUUCAACGAAACAACUUACCGCGACGACGAUGGGCGAUUUUGUGUCCAAAUACCUCUUCAUGAAUCGCCAGACGUCCUCGGUGAAUCAUACCACAUCGCAGAAAAGAGGCUUUUCCAAAUGAAAAAGAAGAUGAGCAAGAAUCCCGACCUACGUGUGGAGUACAGCAAAUUCCUGCGAGAGUAUGAAAGCCUAGGACUGAGGUCGCAGCGCCAUCUCGCGGUUGUUUCCUGCCACAUCAUGCUGUAA
Messenger RNA from Pectinophora gossypiella (pink bollworm), 753 nucleotides. RefSeq lists its product as uncharacterized. The transcript has a single exon. NCBI's taxonomy places the organism in Eukaryota, Metazoa, Arthropoda, Insecta, Lepidoptera, Gelechiidae. Bases 1 to 753 code for a protein of 250 amino acids. The record is from RefSeq and is a predicted model, not a curated record.